GGUGACAAAUGACAUUUAACGCUAAGAACUUAACCUCACUUUUGUCAUGUCUUGAAGCACUAAAUAAACCAAAACAAAUUUAACGAAAAAUAAAACAUUUUAGGCUUUAUUCUAUUAAAAUAAUCAUGACAGUGAAAGCACAGAAAGCCAGAGUUCUCGUAGAAGAUAAAAAUGUGGACUCAAGCGACUCGGAAGUUGAGUCUCAGCACUCAGAUUCUGAACAAAUCGAUGAUGAGAGCAUGCAGUUACUGAACGAAGGAUGGGCUGACUCAAUAGCGAAAAUCUUAAGGACCAACAAGCCAAAGAAGAAAAAGAGUCUUGUGUUAUCCAAGGCGAAGAAACUCACAGAUCCUGUAGUAAAGAGGAAAAAAGUGGGGGAGUUUGAAGUUCAAACUGCUGAAGGAGAGAUCAAAAAGGAGGAAGUCAUUGUGGAGGAAAAGGUGGAAUUAGAGGGACCACAAAAGAAGAAGAAAAGAGAACUGCCAAAACUAAGGGUAAAACCCGACAUCCUAGAAAAAGACAGAGAACGAACACUGCAGAAAAUCGCAACGAAAGGCGUGGUCCAACUAUUUAACGCGGUAAAAAUGCAACAAAAAGACAUCAGCAAGAAACUGGACGAGGCCGGACCGUUGGAAGUGCGAAAAGAAAAAGUCCUAAAAAAUAUCGACAAAAGGGCCUUCCUGGACGUGCUUAUGGGGGAGAAAUCUAGUAACGUAGACGAGGAAGUGAAAAAGAAGCCGGAGAAACAGGGCGAAUCGUGGAACGUUUUACGGGACGAUUUUCUGAUGUCUGCCAAGAUGAAAGAUUGGGAUAAGGAGGUGGAGAACGAGGAGGAGAGCGAAAAGGAAAUGGAGGUAGAGGAGGAUGUAGAGUCUGAAUAAAAACGUUUAAAUAACAA
This is a messenger RNA of Anthonomus grandis grandis, 898 nucleotides long. RefSeq names its product RRP15-like protein. Lineage: Eukaryota; Metazoa; Arthropoda; Insecta; Coleoptera; Curculionidae. Gene Ontology annotation, biological process: maturation of LSU-rRNA; maturation of 5.8S rRNA. The record is from RefSeq and is a predicted model, not a curated record. Bases 126 to 881 code for a protein of 251 amino acids. The transcript has 3 exons. Gene Ontology annotation, cellular component: preribosome, large subunit precursor.